UUUUUUUUGAACAAUAUAACUGCCCAAUUAAACAAUCAAUCUGCGCUGCAAAACUAGAAGAAAAGGAAAGAAAAAAAGCUUGACAGUCGGAGUUCAUCCAUGGCGGGUUCCGAUCCAAACAAGUUGCUCGCCAAAGCCGAUAAACUAACAAGACUCAGUCUUACAAGGUGGAGUGCUGAUUGGAAUAGCGCUACUCUUUUGUAUGAACAAGCUGCUAAUGGGUUUAGGAUUGCCAAGGAUUAUGAGAAAGCUAAGGAAGCGUUGGAAAAAGCUUCGAAGGGACAAGAAUUGAUCUCUUCACCCUGGGAUGCUGCAAAGCAUAUGGAGUCUGCUGCUGCUCUAGCAAAGGAGUUAGGGAAGUGGAAUGAAGUUGCUGACUUUUAUAAAAGGGCGUCUGAAUUGUACUCUGAGUGUGGGAGAUCACAACCUGCAUCAGAUGCUCUUGCAAAAGGGGCACGUGCUAUUGAAGAUUCUAUGCCUGAUGAAGCUAUUCAACUUUACACUGAUGCUUGUGCUAUUCUUGAAGAGGAUGGCAAGGAGCAAAUGGCCUUUGAUCUAUAUCGUGAUGCCACUAGUGUUUACAUAAAAAGUGAGAAGUAUACAGAUGCUGCUGCUUUCAUGCUCAGAUUUGGGUUAUCCGCUGAUAAGUGCAAUGCUACACAUAGCCAGUGCAAGGCAUAUCUUGGUGCGAUUAUUAUUUACCUUUAUGUCCAUGACAUCAAGCAAGCAGAGCAAUGCUACAAUGACUGCUCCCAGGUUGAUGCAUUUUUGAGAAGCGACCAGUGCCGUUUUGCUGGUAAACUUCUGUCAGCUUACACAGGCGGUGACGUGGAAGAAAUAAAAAAACUUGCUCAGUCAAGCACGGUUAAUCAUCUUGAUCACAUGAUCAUCAGGCUCGCCAGGAAACUGCCGAUGGGUGAUGUGAGUGCGCUGAAGACCCAUGCUUCCGAGGAGCAAGAACCGCUGGAUGAAGAUGACCUUACAUAGCCUUACGCUGAUUGUCAUAUAUUUUAUGAUGUCUUGAUCUUGUUACAUUAAUAGAACAUGAAAACUUUUGAGCCUGUUUCAAAACAAGUAAAAAACCACAAUUGUAAGUAUUUGGGCCGUUUCAUAUUUUAGUCAUUUGGGUAAUGACACAAACCGCAGACGUUGGGCAUUGGAUGAUGUAUCACUGGAUUUCAAGUUGUUUUUUUACAAUUAUUAUUAUUAUUAUUUUUCUGUUGACAA
Molecule: messenger RNA, 1227 nt
Organism: Pyrus x bretschneideri (Chinese white pear)
Lineage: Eukaryota; Viridiplantae; Streptophyta; Magnoliopsida; Rosales; Rosaceae
Product: gamma-soluble NSF attachment protein
Exons: 9
Coding region: 100-987 (295 amino acids)
Biological process (GO): intracellular protein transport
Cellular component (GO): vacuolar membrane; SNARE complex
Molecular function (GO): syntaxin binding; soluble NSF attachment protein activity
Source: RefSeq, a predicted model, not a curated record